AUGGGCACCCGCGUUUCACUGUCGUGCGUACUGUGCUUGGCAAAUUUGGGGGGCAGAGUUGGGGUCGCCGACAAAACGAAACAUGGAUGUGCAUCUGAGACGGUUUGGGUGACAGCAGCAGGUGGAUCGCUGUCUGCGGGUCACUGCCCGGGUGGUCUGAAGGGGCUCCAGGCGCGCCAUAGGCUUGAUAGGGUCGGGGUCCCCUGGAGACGGGAGUCUCGUCCCGGGGGCGGCUGCUCAUCCGAACCUGGAACAGGCAAGACACGGCGCCCUGUUACGACUUGA
This is a messenger RNA of Purpureocillium lilacinum, 285 nucleotides long. The record is from RefSeq and is a predicted model, not a curated record. NCBI's taxonomy places the organism in Eukaryota, Fungi, Ascomycota, Sordariomycetes, Hypocreales, Ophiocordycipitaceae.